AUGUGUGCUUCACUUGGUAUCCCCUCUGCUCUUCAGGCAGCACCGAGGUCGGAUGCUGUGGGGCCGCUGAACGAUGCCGAGCUGCGGGCAGCCCUGAACGUGCUGCGGUGUUACGACCUGCACUCGAUCGUGGAGGAGUGGUUCAUCGAGGUGCUGCAGACCGACCUGCAGGCAAAUAUAGCUCCCGAGUUCUGGAACUGCAUCGGGCAGUAUGAAAACACGGCUGAGGAGCCCCAGUGCUUCGCGCUCCUUCUGGACGCGUUUUGUCUUCUCAAGUGCCGCCUGGACCCCUACCUGAACAGCCUGGAGCUUCUGGAGAGGUGGACCAAGGCGGGCUUGCUGCUGGGGACAGGCGCUCAGAUGCUGCAGGAGAAGGUCUACACCAUGUUCAAAGCUAUCCUCUUCUUCUCCACUACCAAGUCCUUCCAGGAGAUGAUCCAGCAGUUCUACAGCCGCACUUUCAGGAUAUACAUGCGGCAGUGGAAGAAAGGAGAGGAUGGAAUGAACGAGUGCGAGAGCAGCAUGAGCGAGACCGAGCAGGAGAGUGACACGGAGGACGGCGGAGGAGAGAGCCCGCUGUGCGCGGGCUGCAGCAGCAAGAGAGAGCAGUGCUGGUGCCCCAAAGCUAUGGAGCAGUUUCAGCAGCUCAAUGACAUCCUCCGCCGGCUGAAUUUGCUGGAGAGGGUGAGCGCCGAUGCCGUCACGACCAUCUUGCACCGCAUGAUAGAGGAGAGGAUGGAGCAGCGCUGCCGGGGGGAGUACGAGCACUCCUUCCUGAACGAGUUCCAGGAGUGGAUUGAGAAAGUGAUCGACUGGCUCAGCAGGGUUUUCCUGCAAGAUGGUCCCUUGGCGCGCUCCUCUCCAGAAGCCAGCAGCACCCUGAAGCGCUGGCGGUGCCACGUCCAAAGGUUCUUCUACCGCAUCUACGCCAGCAUGCGCAUUGAAGAGCUCUUCAGCAUUAUUCGAGAUUUCCCAGAGUCAAAGCCUGCUGUGGAGGACCUCAAGUUCUGCCUGGAAAGGACUAAUCAGAGGCAGCAGCUGCUCAGCUCCCUGAAAAGUGCACUGGAAAUGCGACUUCUGCACCCUGGAGUCAACACAUCCGACAUCAUCACUCUCUAUAUCUCGGCCAUCAAGGCCUUACGGGAGCUUGAUCCCUCCAUGGUUAUCCUGGAGGUCGCCUGCGAACCCAUCAGGAAGUAUCUGAGGACUCGGGAGGACACGGUGCGGCAGAUCGUGGCCGGUCUCACAGGGGAUGCUGAGGGCUCUGGUGAUCUUGCAAACGAGCUCUCAAAAGCUGACCCAGUGACCCUGGAGAACGGCCAGGAGAGCGACGAUGACAUUGCAGAACCAGAGGACUGGGUUCCUGACCCGGUUGAUGCAGAUCCAGGGAAAUCAAGUUCCAAGCGUCGGUCCUCGGACAUCAUCAGCCUGCUGGUGAGCAUCUAUGGCAGCAAGGACCUCUUUAUCAAUGAAUACCGCACGCUUCUGGCUGACCGGCUGCUGCAUCAGUUCAACUACAGUGCUGAGAGGGAAAUCCGCAACGUGGAGCUGCUGAAGCUGCGGUUUGGUGAAGCUCAGAUGCACUAUUGUGAAGUCAUGUUAAAAGAUAUGGCUGACUCGCGGCGCAUUAAUGCCAACAUUCGUGAUGAGGAAGAAAAGCUCCCGGAGGAGGAGAGGCCACCGUUCAGCCUUGUUGCCGUUAUCCUGUCAAGUGAGUUCUGGCCACCGCUGAAAGAGGAGAAGCUGGAGCUUCCAGAGCAGGUCAAGGAAGCCAUGGAAGCCUAUUCCAAGAAGUACGAGAAAUUGAAG
This is a messenger RNA of Mesitornis unicolor (brown roatelo), 1809 nucleotides long. RefSeq names its product anaphase promoting complex subunit 2 (gene ANAPC2). Lineage: Eukaryota; Metazoa; Chordata; Aves; Mesitornithiformes; Mesitornithidae. Gene Ontology annotation, molecular function: ubiquitin protein ligase binding. The record is from RefSeq and is a predicted model, not a curated record. The annotation marks the transcript as partial. The transcript is spliced from 9 exons. Gene Ontology annotation, biological process: ubiquitin-dependent protein catabolic process. Gene Ontology annotation, cellular component: anaphase-promoting complex.